AUGAGUGCAUUUUGUGGUGGAAUCGAUCUUGGAACGAGUAAUUCCGUGAUUGCAACAUAUCAGAAGACCGGAUCUGACUGUGUAACGACCAAGCAAGGGAAACGUAUAUUUCCUUCCGUCUUAGCUAUCAAAAGAAAUAACGAAGUAUCUAUUGGUGAAUCGGCAGUUCCUUAUAUGCUUUCCCCUGCUCAUUUUUCAAUUCAGUAUGCAAAGCGAGUUAUAGGAUAUCAAUACAAUUCUGAAAGAGUUAAAUUGAUUAAAGAUAUUUGCAUUGCAAAUAUGAGAGAAAGCAAAGAUAAAAAGGUUGAGUUUUACAAAGAAGGUUGGGAAGUGACAGAAACCCCUGUUUCUGUCUAUGUGAAAUUAAUAAAACAUAUGCUAGAUCGUUCUGAAGUUUAUCGAGGUAGAAAGUUGGAUAAAGUGGUUGUUACAAUCCCAGCUGACUUUAAACAAGAACAAAUCGCUGAUACUGAAGAAGCAAUUCGCCAAGUUGGUUUUACAAAGGAGAACUAUUGCUUACUAAAAGAGCCUAUAGCUGCGGCUAUCUCUUAUGGACUUGAAGGCAUGACCGGAAGCUACACUUUGGUAUAUGAUUUAGGAGGAGGCACUUUUGAUUGUACGAUAAUGCAGAUCAGUGACGAUGUGUUGAAGAUCUGUGGUUAUGGAGGCGAUGAGAAGAUUGGAGGUUUAGCAUUUGAUGAAACGAUUCGAGAUUGGGUUAUUCAUGAAGUCAAAGAAGUUACAAACAUGGAAAUCUAUGAUUCUAAAAGCAUAAACUAUCAACGGAGAAUGCAAAAACUACUAAAGAAAUGCCGUGAAGCCAAAGAAGGGCUGGUCGAAGCACAGUCUUAUGAAAUCGAUCUGAGCGAUAUUGCCAGUGAAGAGAUUUUGGAAGGGAUGGAACUGAUAGACUUGACAAGAGCCAAAAUGGAUUUUCUUCUGAGUCCGUUUAUCAAGCGUACGAUCGAGGUGAUAGACAACACGAUCGAGAAGGCAGGACUUCAUCAAGAAGACAUCAAGCGAAUUCUGAUGGUGGGCGGUUCUUCUCGUUUGCGAUGCGUUCAUUCAGCAUUGACCAAACAUUUCGGAUCAUCGGUUUCUCUCAAGUUCAACGUCAAUCCAGACGAAGUUGUGGCUUUGGGCGCGGCAACGUUCUGCCACAUCUGGUCGGAGAGCGACCAUGACUUUAGCAUUCCUUUCAAUGGUCGACGAAUCAAACUAGUGGAAGUACUGACGGUGACGCUUGGAUUCCGAGGAAGGAAUGGAGAGAUGGUGGUUCUGGCAAAGAACGGCGAUCUUGUGCCUCGAGGACCGCUUCGCAAACUCCUCGCCACACCCGUCGACAAUGCGCAGUGUAUGCGAAUGGAGUUCUACCAGGGAGAGAAAAAGACGGCCGAAGAGAACGUCCGACUGAAGUGCAUCGAAUGGUCGAACUUCCCCUCGCUGCCCAAAGGCAAAGUGAAAUUCGUUCUUUCGUUGUUUUACGUCAAUUCGCUGUGGGAGUGCGAGGUCCGAGACUUCUACACAAAGCAGAUCUAUGUGGAGAGACAGCGAAUAUAA
Blastocystis hominis is the source of this 1560-nucleotide messenger RNA. RefSeq lists its product as hypothetical. Gene Ontology annotation, biological process: protein refolding; cellular response to unfolded protein. Gene Ontology annotation, cellular component: cytoplasm. The coding region runs from base 1 to 1560 and encodes 519 amino acids. Gene Ontology annotation, molecular function: heat shock protein binding; ATP-dependent protein folding chaperone; ATP hydrolysis activity. The record is from RefSeq and is a predicted model, not a curated record. The transcript has a single exon. NCBI's taxonomy places the organism in Eukaryota, Bigyra, Opalinata, Blastocystidae.